AUGUGUGCUGUUAUUAACACAACAGUUUCGAGUUUAGACGCGACUAUCAAAAAGUUGGAGAAAAGUGGAUUUUAUUGGGGCGCAAUCAGUGCCUUAAAAGCGAAAGCUUUACUGCGAGACCAGCCUACUGGAAAAUUUCUCGUCCGCGAUAGUUCGGACGCGAGACAUUUAUUCACGAUAACCUUGGUAACCGCGACCGGGAUCACAAACGUUCGAAUUGUUCUGUGCGAAGGACUUUACUCUCUGGAUAAAAAAGACACUUACACGACAAAAAGGAACAGCGAGGAACUCCAGCAUCGUUCUACUCCCAGAUUUGACUGUGUGGUGAAAAUGGUAUUCUACUAUAUGCUCGUUACAAGAAAGCUCUUACAAGGGGAUCCUUCGGAAACUUUGGAGAACACACGAACGGCGAAAUUUCUCUUGUGGAGUCCACUUUAUAAGGAAGUUUCAAGUUUACAGCACUUGUGCCGUAAAGCUUUGAACAACCAACUCCUCGCCAAAGGAAUCAAAGAUUUACCAGCUGUUCCAAACACAGUAAAGCUGUAUUUAUCACAAUACCCAUACCCAAUUUAA
This is a messenger RNA of Orbicella faveolata, 573 nucleotides long. RefSeq names its product suppressor of cytokine signaling 3-like. Gene Ontology annotation, molecular function: 1-phosphatidylinositol-3-kinase regulator activity. Gene Ontology annotation, cellular component: phosphatidylinositol 3-kinase complex. The record is from RefSeq and is a predicted model, not a curated record. Lineage: Eukaryota; Metazoa; Cnidaria; Anthozoa; Scleractinia; Merulinidae. Gene Ontology annotation, biological process: phosphatidylinositol phosphate biosynthetic process; intracellular signal transduction.